GUAGAUGUGUUGCUUACGACUUACAAUAUGGUGGGUUCGAAAGCAGAAGAUCGAAAGUUUUUUAAACGCUUUCGGAUAAAUUAUGUUAUAUAUGAUGAAGGCCAUUUGUUGAAGAAUUGUAGUACCGAUCGGUACAAAAAUCUCAUGAAAGUUUAUGGUGAAAGGAAAAUUUUACUAACGGGUACACCUCUGCAAAACAACCUCGUCGAACUCAUCUCGCUAAUGUAUUUCACAAUGACCGAACUUUUCACGAAGUAUUGCGACGAUAUUGGACAGCUUUUGCAACAGUUUCAGCAGAAGAUACCAGCUCUGGAAGCAAAAAGUGGCGCGUUGUAUGAAGCUGAUAAAAUCGAGCAAGCAAAGGCUAUCUUGCGGCCAUACAUUUUGAGAAGGCUGAAGCAAGAUGUUUUAAGUUGUUUGCCGAAAAAACACGAUACCGUGGUCAGAUGUGCAAUGAUUCCGGAACAGAAAGAGAUCUAUGUGGAUUUAGUUCGUGAGUUCCGUGAAUUGGAACUGAAUGGCGAGAAGUACACCUCAAGUCGUCUCAUGCAGCUGCGGCAGAUAGCAAAUCAUCCUCUGCUCUAUAGGCGCUUCUAUCAAGAUGAGAAAGUUAUUCAAAUCGCCAAAGUUUUAUGCGCAAAGGAAAAUGAAUAUCGCAAGAAGAAUUCUGACCACGUUGCCGAGGAUCUUGCUUUCUUAUCAGAUUUUGCGAUCAGCCAGUUAUGCUCAAAAUAUACGUCCACACAAAAAUUUUGCCUCGAUGAAGCAGUGGCUGUUGAUUCCGGAAAAUUUAGAGAACUGGAUAAGCUCCUACCUUCAAUAAAAGAUAAAGGUGAUAAAGUAUUGAUAUUCAGCCAGUUCACGUCAAUAAUGGAUAUUCUGGAAGUGUACCUCAAGUUACGGAAUUACAAAUAUUGUCGUCUAGAUGGAGCUACUCCAGUUAUGGAGAGGUGA
This is a messenger RNA of Gongylonema pulchrum, 954 nucleotides long. NCBI's taxonomy places the organism in Eukaryota, Metazoa, Nematoda, Chromadorea, Rhabditida, Gongylonematidae. The record is from the annotation of a GenBank genome assembly.